UCAAAACAAAUCCAGUGAGAACGUCAACAUCUGUCAUUUAUUUGUAUUUAAUCACAGUAAUAAAGUUGAAACCUUACAUACUUUCAUAUUAUAGGAAUUAUUCAAAAUACAAUAAAAAUUUUGAUGUCAAAAAUGAAAAUGGCGGAUGGUGCUACUAUUUUGAGAAGAAACAGGCCUGGAACCAAGGCCGAGGAUUUUUGUCGUUGGCCUGAUGAAGCUUAUGAAGAAAUGGAUAGUACUUUGGCUGUCCAACAGUGUAUCCAACAACUGAUACGAAAAGAUCCAUCUAAUAUUGAAUUGAUACUGAGAAUGCCCGAAACCUUAGAUGAGGGAGUUUGGAAGUAUGAACAUUUGAGACAAUUUUGCAUGGAGCUCAACGGUUUGGCGAUACGGCUCCAGGAAGAAUGUCGCCCUGAAACAUGUAACCAAAUGACAGCAACCGAACAAUGGAUAUUUUUGUGUGCAGCUCAUAAAACUCCUAAGGAAUGCGCAGCCAUAGAUUAUACUAGACAUACUCUUGAUGGGGCUGCAUGUCUUUUGAACAGUAACAAAUAUUUUCCCAGUAGAGUUAGUAUCAAGGAGUCUUCAGUAGCUAAACUUGGAUCCGUUUGCCGAAGGGUAUACAGAAUAUUUUCUCAUGCUUAUUACCAUCAUCGUUCCAUAUUUGAUGAAUUUGAAACUGAAACUUGUUUAUGUAAAAGAUUCACUCAUUUUGUAACCAAAUAUAAUUUAAUGUCAAAGGAUAACCUCAUUGUACCAAUAUUAGGAGAAGCAACUACUGGAGAAUCUGAAGCUUAAUAGUAAUACUCGACUAUUCAAAAUGGCAUUAUGUGAAUGGGAGGUAAGACUCUGAAAUCUCAUUUGAUACUUGUUCAUUUUGAUUUUCCAAUUUCAAAUAAUUUCAAAAUUUCUGAUGUUUGAUGAGUAUGAAGUGAGUAUCCUUUCAUUCACUGCAUUAGAGUAACUCGAAAUAGAUGAUUUAGAUCAAAUCUUCCAUUAUAUCACAUAUGUUAUUUAUUUCAUCAAAUUGAUAUUUAUUUUGUAACAUCAUAUAUUUACCAUAUAUAUAUUAUUGACAAAUUCGUGUUUGGAAAAUAAUAAUAUUGCUCGACAUUUCAAAACAUUCAGUCAACAUAUUAUCUCCUGAAACAAGAAAUUUCAACUUGAGAUUUUUAGAUUAAUAUGUAGUCACAAAAUGAGGAAGGAAGAAUUACAUGAUUUGUUCUGUAUAUAAAAAACUGAUUUGUAUGUACCAAACCCAUCAUUAAAUUCAGAUUGUAUAAAA
Messenger RNA from Coccinella septempunctata (seven-spotted ladybird), 1285 nucleotides. It is a transcript of the gene Mob4, whose product is annotated as MOB kinase activator-like 4. Gene Ontology annotation, cellular component: cytoplasm. Lineage: Eukaryota; Metazoa; Arthropoda; Insecta; Coleoptera; Coccinellidae. The transcript is spliced from 4 exons. The coding region runs from base 124 to 798 and encodes 224 amino acids. The record is from RefSeq and is a predicted model, not a curated record.